AAGGGACAAAGGGACAGGGAGGUUCGACCACCCAAAAACACCUCAAGGUCCUCGACGGCAUCCUGUGGCUGACUCUGGCCUGGGGCUUUUACCCUGGGGUAAAGAUGGUCAAAAAGGGACGUGCAGACGAGCCGUGAAGGCCUUUCUUUCGUCGCUGGUGACGCUGACUGUGUGUCUGGCCUUCAUUGGCAUACACGAGGCCAUGAUCACUUUGGAUCAUUUAGCCAAAUUCUCGUCGACUUACUGGAUGUGCGAGAAGUUCUUCGCCUUUGCCUUGACGAUUCCUGGGAUCUUUAACAUCGUAGCUUUCUGGCGUAGCAGCGGAGAGUUCGCCCUACUCCUCGAUGGAUUCCGCGGAAUUACUGUUCACCGGGACUUCACGAUGAAAACAGCCGUUUCAGAGCUUCUGCUCUUCGUCUGUUUGGGCGGCGUCCAGCUGUAUAGCAACGCAGUUUGGUACGUCUCUUACACUAGCCAAAUCCCUUUUCUCCUGAGAGUCCUCUUCUUCCUGUCAUUCAUAUGGCUGAUCUCGAGCGUGAUCCUGCCGCCCUUAUGUUACGCAGCUUUGGGGUCGGUCUUGGCCAACGCUUUCAGACAUACCAACGAACUGUUAGCCCAGGCGCUACGCAACAACGGCAACGACGAGUUGAGUAUCCGAGCCAUCAAUCAGCAGCUGUCCUCUUUACGAGAGCUACAAGGAAGGCUGGUCACAAUGUUGUCUCUCCCGCUACUCGGGUUUUGCAUCUUCAUGUUUUACAUGUUCGCAAACUACUUCUUCUACUCGGUGGUGUCUGGUUUGGUACAAGACCUGACUGUCAUCAUCCCUGGGAUUCUGGUGGCCGCCUUCCUCGGAUUCAUCUCGGUCACCGUCGUUGGAUACACGGCUGACGACAUCCAGGCAGAGGCGUCAGCACCAAUUAGAAUUCUUCUCCAAGAGGAGUUGAGAACUUCCCCAGAAGAUGCACCACACACUUGGAAUGAGGAUCCUUUGAAGAUUUUUACUGAUGAAGUAAGAUGA
This is a messenger RNA of Macrobrachium nipponense, 1018 nucleotides long. RefSeq lists its product as uncharacterized. The coding region runs from base 203 to 1018 and encodes 271 amino acids. The transcript is spliced from 4 exons. Lineage: Eukaryota; Metazoa; Arthropoda; Malacostraca; Decapoda; Palaemonidae. The record is from RefSeq and is a predicted model, not a curated record.